CUAUAAUUAGUGGUAACAUUUAUUAUCUCUGAUGGAUGUUAUCGAUCAGUUUCAAUUAUUUCAACAAGAAUUGGAAACAAAACACAACAAAUGGGAAAAAAUUGUGAAACUAAGCCGUGACAUAACGAUUGACAGCAAAAAAUUGAUUUUUCUGUUACACCGAAUUGAUAUUACAUCUCCAGAAACAAACUCAAAGUUCAAAAUAAUUACUGAGGCUGAUGAAAAAUGUGAUAUUAUUAUGAAGAAGUGGAAACAAAUUGCUACUGAACUGCAGGAUGAGGAUUCGCAUGCAUACAUUAGAGCAUUCUCCCCAGGCCUGCAGGAAUUUAUUGAAGCAAUGUCUUUUUUGUACUAUUUCAAAACUGAAGAAAACUACAGUAUACAAAGCAUUUCCAACUGUUUACUUGAUCUCAGUGAGAUACAAAAAUCUUUGGUUUUUGCAGAUGAUGAAAAUAAAGAACCUUUAGUCAUUCCAAUACCAGUGUUGGAAUAUUUAUACGGCAUCGCUGAUACUACUGGUGAAGUCAUGCGCUUAUGCAUUAACUCUGCUGCAAAGGCGAUCACUGAAACUUCGAAAAAGAAGGUGUUCAAGUUAUGUGCUUUUAUACGUAUUUUAUAUGAAAUGUUUCUGUCUUUUUCAUCUAUUAUUGACGUAUCACCAGGAAGAAAAAGAUUGCUGCAAAGCAAGAUCGAUGUUAUGAAGUUGUCAUUACAAAAAGUAGAGGAUACUUGCUAUCAAUUAGGCCUCAGAGGCAAAGAAUUAUUAGACGUUAUUCUAAAGAAUUAUGAACCAAUAAAAGUGAAUGAACCCUCUGGUUAAUUUAAUUAAUUUUUUAAACAAAACCUGAUUUUAAAACAAAUUCUUUAAUUCGAAAUACCCCGCUUUAUGAUAAAUAUUUUUCCUUAGAAAUUAUUCCAAGUAACAACAUAAGCAUGUUCUUCUAGUGAGAAUCUGGAACUAAUAAUUAGAAAUGGUAUGAUUUUAUCAGAAUGUCUAUUUUCCUGGGAUUCCUAUUUUCGUGCCAUUUCAGAUUUUUAGCUAAACUGAUAAAAGCUGGCGUGAAGAUUCCGAGAAAUAUUUGAUUCUAUUUAACAAUGAUCAGAUGUUCAAUCAUAUACAUAUUACAUAUCUUCCAACCAAGUGUUCGAUAUUUUGCAUGAUUUACUUUUUAAAGUUGGCCCCUUUGUUAAUUCGUGGGCUUGAGUGUAUGAUUUUGCCGUACGAAUCAAAGGACCGUAUGAGGGAAUAA
Styela clava is the source of this 1250-nucleotide messenger RNA. Its product is annotated as translin-associated protein X-like. Gene Ontology annotation, molecular function: sequence-specific DNA binding. The record is from RefSeq and is a predicted model, not a curated record. NCBI's taxonomy places the organism in Eukaryota, Metazoa, Chordata, Ascidiacea, Stolidobranchia, Styelidae.